AUGGAUGUCGGGAAACUAUUAAAGGAUGUAAACAGUUUAAACGAAUAUAUUGAUGUAACUCAAGAUAGUUCAGAAAAAUGUACAAAGUCAAAAAUACAGCUAAACAUGACAACUGUUCUUGCUUUGAAGAAAAUUCGUUCAUUGGAAGUUGAAUAUGUGAAUAAAUGUGAAGAGAUUGGAAUCGCAAGCGUUAUUUUCGAACGCAUGUUGCAUUUGCCACCUUCCAAGACAUGGGGAGUUCUCAGUAAAGAGAUGGUGAGCCUUCUGCGGUACUGGCUUGAUGCUGUACGCAAACAUUUAGUUAAACAUAGUCCGCACUGGUGGAAAUUUCUAAAGUCAUUACUGAGGUUCUUAAAGGAAAUACGGCUGAAGGACAGCUCAAUGCCCAACAUAUUAGUUGAACAUACAGCCGAGUGUCUGUUUGACUUGGCAACCACAAAUGAGCCAGAUGCUAUGCAGCGGUACGAGAUCCUUCACUGCUUCAACAUGUACUGUUCGGAAUCCACCAGAGAGAUAAGAUUUGCACUCCGAAGCAAGUUUGGACAAUAUUUCAUCAAGCUCGCGACCUACAUGUCUAAAUGUGGGAACCUGCCUACCCAAUACAGCAUCAUGGAGACUCUGCUCCGGUGGUUAGUGCCUCGCCAGGACCGUACCCUGAGGAUCACUUCUGCUUCUAAGUGGUUCCCUGUUAGACUGUACACUAAAAAUGUCAUUGAUAUAUUCUUGGAACGACCUUGGAUGAAUUUUUUCCAGGACGCAAGAGACUUAUUGAACGCCCAUAAUGAAAGCAGCAACCUCAUCACUUCAGUUAUUUGCCGAAAACUUACCUUCGGUGACAUUAUUAUUAUAAAGGAUACAGAUAAAACAGACUCAUGGUUAGACUUAAACUCUGCUAGCAAGUGCAUGUCGGUGCUUCUAGACCCAAGAGUGUUGGAUGCGUUCGGCUGCACCAAUCACAAGUCAUUUGAAACUUUCGUCGUGAGUGAGGAUAACACUGAAACUGCCAAAUUGACCAGAGAAUCAGAUAUUCUUACUCUGUCAGUGCAAACUUUUUCUCCACCCCGAGUUUUGCCAUCCUGUAUCAAGUUAGGCGAUGACGUCAGCUGUCACGUCACUGCCUUGAUAUCGUCACGAUCUGAUGUCAAGAGACUCGACGGGGCUCUCAGAAUGAUCUUCAACGACAAAUAUCAGUUGUUAUUGGACUUAGAAAAGGAGGCAAUGUUGUCACCGCCAAAAGCAACUGAGCAUUCAAAUGAGAAAUCGAAGAACGACCCGCGAUUUUCUCAUCCAGUGGAAGUAAGAAGACGUAAACAUUCAGGUUAUAUUGUAAAAACGCGUCAACCUCAUUCGUGUAUGUCACCGUCUACUGCAUCUACAAGUUCUUUGGCACAGCUUCAUGAAAAACUAGCUGCCUUACCCCGAUAUAAAUUCGAGAAGGAAUCACUGGGCGUUUGUGCUCCUCCAGAUUUAUCUAUAGUAACUGAAGUUAGUGAAGCAGACGCCCAAAGUAUCACAACACUUAAUCGUAAAGCAUUCGGCGUCUGUGAUAAAAAUAAUUAUGCACUAGACUCUAGUAAGAAGUCUCAAAGUGAUAGUGAAACUAGUAGAAAAAAACCAGAACUAAAGACUAAAGCGAAAGGCAGACUAUUGUCUCCGAUAGUUCGUGAAGAAACACCAAGCUGUUUGUUAGUGGCUACUAUAGGGUCUGCUGACGACUCAGUUAUAAAUGAUACAAUUGAAAGAUUAUCCAAAUCUAAAGAUUAUGAUCCCGAUAAUAUUGUUAAUUUAUUAGUCCAAGAAGCACUAAACGCUAAAAAAAAGGAUCAAAUUGACAGUGGUAUCAAUGCAAAGGAAAAUACAUCACAAGAGUUAAAUGAUAAUAUCGAUGCAAUUGAUAAUACGCCUAAAAAGAAAAUUGAUUUAAUUGAGUCUGUGAAAAAAUAUCCCAAAGUGGUGUCACCGACAUCUGACGAAUCUAAUACCGAAGCUAUAAGUGAUACUCCUAAUGAGUAUGUUAAUACUCGCCGAAAGAAGAAAGAUAACCCUAAAAGUAAUUGUUUAGAAAAAAACUGUUUUGAUGUACAUGUAGUUGAAGAAUUUUUUUCUCAACAUUUUACAGGAAAUAGAGAACAAGAAGUUAUUAUUAGUCCAACGCUCGCCAAAAAAAUAAACGAAACUAGCUCUGAAUUUAGCGAUGGUCUUCUUGACGAUGGACUUGUGUUAAUGGGAGAUGAAUCACAAAAUUUAGACCCGUUUAACAUAAAUAAUAUCGAAGUAAUAGAAUGUCUCAAUAAUAUAGUGGAUAAGGUAUGCGAUGAAUUUAAUAAAUGCUCUGAGUAUUUGAACAGAGAUCAAGAAACAGUUGCUGGUGACAUUUCUGAUCUGGAAGAUGAUUUACCUUUAAAAGAUAUUCUAUGUAAAAUACAAAAUGUUAACGCUGAGAAUAAAAUUGUGAAUAAAGUACCUCAGAAACCUAAAAAAAUUAAGUUAAAAUAUAAAGUCUCGUCUAAAAAAGAGAACAUGAAAACUCGUACAAUACGGAAAAACAAACUUGAAGUAGAAAAUGCUGCUAAAAUGUCUACUAUCAUGGAGGAUAAUGCAGAGACAGUUGUUGAAUCUAACGUUUCUAGCGUUGUCCAAGAAAAUAUAGAAAUUAACAAUGAAAAUGCACAUCUUGAUAAUGCAGCUGACGUCGAAACACCAAUGUUGCGUAGAAAACGUAAAUUGUUUUCUCCUAAAGAUGAAAAAAUCACUGAAGAAGCACCUAUGAACUCACAAGAAAAUGAUUUUAUUAACUCCAAAAUAAAUAAAACCCCAAAAUCUACCCUUUCGUAUAAACCAUACAAAGACAUAGAACAAGAACGUCAAAGGUAUAUCCGAAUGCCGCGAAAUAGAAAAUCUAAAAAAAUUGAAUCGCCUUCACCUCGAACAAAGAAAAUGAACGAAUUGUUUGAGAAAGUAAAAGAAUCUUCUAACAGUGAACCAGUAAAACUAAUCAAUAGAGCGUCAGAUGUAUACAAUUUCUCUACUGAUAGUGAAGAAGAGUUUAAAGAAAAAAAGAUAGCAAUAUCUAAAAAGAACAGUAUUACUACUGUCGGCAGUGAAGAAUGUACCGUGUUGAGACGUGGCCGCGUAGUCAAACGCACUAACUAUGCAAGUAAAGAUGAAGGUAAAAAACGAAAAGUUACCAGAAGACAAAGAACGAAGAAGAUUGAAGUAGAACCUGUUAACGAUUUGAUCGAUGAAAAAAUGAGAGAACAAAAAGAAGUACUGGAUACUUCUGUAGUCAUUGAAAUUCCUAGAAUAUUAGAGACUGCGCCAUUAUUAGUUUUAGAAAAUCCUCCUCAAAUGGAAGCUAUUACGGAUAAAGAUGAAAAGACCAAUAUAAAACAACAAAAAACAAAAGGAACUAAAAAAACUAAAUCUAAAACUAUAAAUUUGGUCAAAGGAGCUAAGAAAAUUGUAAAUAUUAAACCUAAUUCUGAAAAUGAUAGGACUGAAAGUCCUUUACCGGGACUGGUCGUAGAAGAGGCACGAACUCCGAAAACUAAAGGAGACGGAGACUUAUCAGCUAAUAUGGUAGAUAAAUUCAAGAAAAUUUGUCAAAAUCCUGAAAAGUACAUAAACGAAUCCAAUAAUACCCAAAUCCUACUUUCGGAUAACGACAAAAAUAUCAACAGUCCGCAGAAUUUUAAUGUAACUGACGAAUUUCUAGAACUUGAGUUACAAACUAAAGAUGAAUUGAGACGGAAUCGUAAAGACCCCAAAACUGAGAAACCAAGUACUGUAAAGCCUAAAAGAAAAGCGAAAGAAAAGAACAUUGAAAAGGAUACCAGUAAAAAGUGUACUAUCAGAACUUUAAGCUUACCUGGAUCUGAAACGAAAUCUGAUCAAUCUAUUUCUACUGUCGGCAUAACUGGACAUGGUGAUUCCGAAGAAGCCCCGCCAAGUCCCAAGUUAAUUGUAGAACGAUUGGAGCACCGCAAUUUAGAAUCGGAGUACUUGGAUCGUUCUAUAAAAAAAUAUUUCGACAAAUUGACAGAAGAAAUUAACAAUAUAAAUAGCUCAACGCACGAUAAUUCUAAUGACAAGAAUAAAACGACUGUUACAAACAAGUCUGACAAAUUAAAUAAGGAAGAUAUAAAAAAGAAGAGUAGCUGUAGUCCGCAAUCCUUAAAAUCUCCUGUAGUGUCUAUAGAAAGAAUGUCUUUAGAAGAUAUAAGCAGAUGGUUACCUUCCAGAAGAAAUUCAGAAUCGGAUACUGACUCUUCCAUUAGCAGAAAGUCAAAAACUUUACUCAAAAACAGUAUAAGCUCUAACAUAGUCGAAUCCAAACAUGACACUGAUUCUGAAAAUUAUCCAGAAAUUCAAGAGACUGCCAAAAAGCCUUUAAUUAAAGAAAAUUCACCUGUGGUUAAAGUAAACCAUACCGGAGAACAUAGUAAGUCUCUUCUUCAGAAUAAUGAUUGUAGCAAAUCUACACAAAGUAAAAAAAUAUGUGUAAUACGAAACAAAAAUGAUCCGAAGUUGAGAGUAGUACUUCCAAGACGUGUUAAAAACACACCAAAAUCGUGUAUUUCUCCAAUAAAACUGUUCGAAGAUUGCGACAAGAACGUUGACAAACUCUCUCAAUCUACUUUGUCAGAUGAUCAAGACUACAUAAACGGAAUAAAGGACACUUUUUGUAACAUUGUACGACGUAGAAAAAUUCAGUCUCAAAGCUCAAAAGCUGAAGAGUCUAUAAAAGAAUUAAGCCAUGCGAAAGAAAAUGAAAUUGAAUUUUUACGUAUAACUCCACAAAUAAACUUAACACAAAACACAGAUUCAGAGUCUAUUCUGGACAAAAUGAGCACGUCCACAAAAAUAGCAGAUUGUAAAGCGCUGAAAAGAAAGUUAGAAGAAAAUAGGAAUGAUAGUAAAAAGAAGAAAGUAGAGGACAAUAAUAAUAUGGGAGACUUCAUUUCUGCAAGUGGAAAUACGGAGUCUAGUGUAGAUGAGUGGUUUAAGAGAAACGAGCCGAGUAGCAGUAGAGGAGAAGCGUUGAAUAUAUCGGUUAGAGAUAGUUUACAUAAUGUUAUGGAGAAAUUGGAUACAACGCUGAUUGAGAUUCAUCAGAACACUAGUAAGAAAUUCGUACACCUAUUCGUGUCGGCCCAGCAACAGUUGUGCGAGCUGAAGGAGGAACGACACAAAAUGUACAAGCGCGUCGCGGCCGACUUGCUAGCCAGCGUGGUGCAGCUCAUGGACGAUAAGUUCUGUGAUUUGGAUAAAAUGUCUCAAGAACAAGACAUGAAUUUCAUGAAGCAAUUGAAAGAGCAAACUUCGGGGGUGAUCCGUGAGGACUGCAAACAAAAGCGGGUCAUGGUACAGCUGCUGAAGGAAGAUGUGCAAGCCGUCCUCGAGCACAUGAAAAGGAGCACUGAUUAG
Molecule: messenger RNA, 5427 nt
Organism: Arctia plantaginis
Lineage: Eukaryota; Metazoa; Arthropoda; Insecta; Lepidoptera; Erebidae
Source: the annotation of a GenBank genome assembly